Symbiodinium pilosum is the source of this 741-nucleotide messenger RNA. NCBI's taxonomy places the organism in Eukaryota, Dinophyceae, Suessiales, Symbiodiniaceae. The record is from the annotation of a GenBank genome assembly.
AUGGCGCGCCAGUCAGGAUAUGACCGGCAUAUCACCAUUUUCUCUCCAGAGGGCCGGCUACACCAAGUGGAGUAUGCGUUCCAGGCAGUCAAGAAGAAUCAGAACAUGACCUCGGUAGCACUUCGAGGAGAUGACAGUGUCGUGGCGGUGACACAGAAGAAGGUGCCCGACAAGCUGAUGGACAAGGACUUUGGCACGCACCUUUACAACAUUACGCCCAACCUCGGCUGCUUGAUGACGGGGAUGAGUCCAGAUGCCCGGGCUCUCGUCUACAGGGCACGUGAGAUCGCAUCCAAGUUCAAGGACAAGAACGGAUACGAAAUUCCAGUGCACUACCUGGCUCUGAAGCUUGCGAACAUUGCACAGGUGUACACGCAGCAUGCUUACAUGCGGCCAUACGGUGUCAGCACGAUGCUGUUUUCGAUGGAUGAUGAGAAAGGCCCGUCGCUCUACCAGAUCGAUCCUGCUGGUCAGUACUUUGGGUACAAGGCAGCGGCAGCCGGUACCAAGGACCAGGAGGCACAGAAUGCUUUGGAGAAGAUCGUUAAGAAGAAAAUCCAAUUCACUGAAGCGGAGACCAUCCAGCAGGCCAUUGGAUGCCUGCAAGCAGUAAUGGGCAUGGACUUCAAGGCCUCUGACAUUGAGGUUGGCGUGGUGUCGAAGUCUCGGAAAGGCUUCUUUCGGCUAUCCGAAGCUGAGAUUGACGGCCACCUCACUGCAAUUGUGGAGAAGGACACGUGA